Molecule: messenger RNA, 2486 nt
Organism: Mytilus trossulus (common blue mussel)
Lineage: Eukaryota; Metazoa; Mollusca; Bivalvia; Mytilida; Mytilidae
Product: transmembrane protein 145-like
Exons: 14
Coding region: 176-1933 (585 amino acids)
Biological process (GO): response to pheromone; G protein-coupled receptor signaling pathway
Source: RefSeq, a predicted model, not a curated record
CAAUUUUAAAUCUAGAAUAUUGAUCUGAGAUGGAAAUUGUUCAUUUAUAAAAUAUUAAAACACGUAUAAAGGAUUAAUUUCGAACAAUAGGCAUGUUUUAAAUGCCGGUCAUAAUUUAUAAGCCAGUAAAAGUUAUUGUGACGAAUAUAAGAGAUCAGAGAUCAUGCUAUGAGGAAUGGAAGUCAAACUAUGGCUACUGGUUUUGGGAAUAUUUCAAUAUAACUCUAUUACCACUGGAAAAAGAGUGGAGGAUUAUGUUGUAGAUGCUGGGGACUGGAAGUUUAUAACGAGAUUCUGUUUUCUAGCAAGGAAAGGUACCCUCAGAUAUUCAUUUGAAUAUCCAGUAACUCAUCCAACGCACAGUGUACUGUUGUAUUUCGAUGAGGAUGACCAAUGGCCAGCCGUGUACAAAAGUGGAAAGACAUGUGAGCAGAAAGUUGCCACCUUGAAUCCAGCUAAUAACCAAAUCAUUCACAUGUCCGUGCUCUACAGCUGGUCAGGAUGUUCGCAGAUCACUAAGAAUGGACAGGAUGUUAUUUCAUGUGAAGGAGGCAGGGUUUUCAAGUCGACCCGUGAAAGAUGGUGGUUCUUGGCUGUUAGUCGAUGUGACCAAUCUUCUGGGGGGGUAGGAUUAAAUUUUACCUACAAUUUCCAUAUGACAAAUGGUCCAGAGGAUGACUUACUCAGACAUGAAUAUUCAGCAGACGAAUUUUAUAUAUUACCAAUAGAUAUUUCCUUUUUGUUGGCAUAUGUAGUCUUGUUUGUUUUAUCCUGUAUUUGUGCAUAUCUUUUAAAACAGAGACAGUUAUUCCACACAACAUAUAAAAUGUUCAUGUUUGCCUUAUUAUUUUGGUUGAUUGGAUUAAUGUUUGCGUCUAUAUCAUAUGGAAUGUACGGUGACUCAGGGUAUGAACAACCGGAAACUAAAGUAGUAGGACGAAUAUUCAGUACAAUAAGCGAGAUGAUAUUUCUACUGAUGUUAGUAUUAAUGGGCAAAGGUUACACUAUAACCAGAGGUGUACUAUCCACCCAGAGUACCAUUGUUAUAUCAGUAUUCUUCUCAGCAUACACAGUCUGUUACUCGGCAGUGUUCAUUUAUGAAGCUAAGGUGUUUGACCCUGGAGAAGUUCUGUAUACAUACGAAAGUCCCCCUGGUUAUGGAUUGAUAUCCCUCCGUCUCAUAGCAUGGGUGUGGUUUUGCUAUUCUGUAUUUUUCACGCUGAAGAACUACAAAUCAAAAUCAUUAUUUUAUUAUCCGUUCUUUAUAUUUUACACUAUAUGGUUUUGGGCUAGUCCUGCUGUGAUUCUGAUUGCUAUGUUCGAGCUGGAGUUGUGGACUAGAGAGAAAAUCGUUGUUGGUGUUCAACAAUUUGUAGCACUUUUCGGUCACGUGUUCUUUCUGAUUUUGACUCGACCUCAAGCUGCUAAUAAAAAUUUUCCUUACCACGUUAGAACAACACAGAUUGCUAGCUUAACUGGAACCGAAGUCGAUGGAUUUAAUUCAUAUAAUUAUAAUUCCGGAUCUAUUUGUUCAUCCCCAUCUGGUCCAGAUUUAUCUAACUUGUUUUUGACUUCACACUCUCGUAGUUCGGACAAAUUAGUAGCGAUGGGAGGUGACGAUGCGAAUUAUGAGAUGAAGAAUUCCAGAUCAAUGUCAGAAUUUGGGAUACCCCCAUCAUCUCCGAAAUACGAUAAUUUUAGAAGUACUACAACUGGAAUAUCUUCUAUAACGAAGUCGCGACCAUCUUUUAUGGCUUCUGGACUACCACCACUGUCACCGAUAGUAACCACGGGUGAUCAAUUUAUGAACUUUCCUCCAUCAAGUACCCGUCGUAGUUCUGAUCUCAUGGAUUUUCCACCGCCUAGCCCACGUCGUAAUUCGAGUUUGAACUCACCACCGCCAGCCUUCGAAAAAAUGUUUCAUAUUGGAUGAAGCGAUUGGAUUUAUUGCUUACGUCAUUAUGGAAAGCAUGUUGUUACUUAGUUAUUGUGAAAUGAGAUAUGACAAGUGCAUAACAACAAUCAUUUGUUGUAACCGAAUGCAGGCAAUUAUUGCGAACCUUAUUUAUUUAAUUUAUUUGUACUGUUAUUGGUUUUUUUUUAUGUUUAAUACUAUUAGUUUCAGUUUAGUUUAAUGAUAAACAAAUAAUGUCUGAGACAACGAAAUAUUAAUGUUAUUUACCUCCUACUAAAUUUUUAUUGAGCAUAAACUUCGAAUUUUUUAUUCUAUUUUUGUAUUCGACAAUUGUACCAAUUUCAAAGGAAAGUGAAUGUUCCUUACUACUAAUAUUUUGAUUCAAAUGCCAAUGGUUAUCAUUGUAUGAUCAAAGUUUGUUCAUGAAGACCACUUAACUAUUUAUGUUGUCAAACAUAAUGACUGCGAAUAGGGAAUGUCCCAAAAAUGAUUAAGUUCUGUCCUAUCCACUAUACAUUCUUUUUACUGUCAUGUGUAUCUAUCAUCAAUUUGUUGAAUAAAAGAAUCCAUU